AGCAAUACCUUCUUCCGUUCUUCGUCUCCACAAAACUUGCAGAAAUUGUUGCUUCUUAUUUUGUUUUACUUCUUAUUCGUGGAGCCGUAAUUGCCGUCGGAAUUGAAUUAAUUUGUAGUUCAUGCUCGUCAACUAGGAUAGCGUUUGAUUCUAAUUUGCCACUUUGUGUUCUAAUUCCUAGUUAGGGUUAGGGUUAGGGAUUUGUUUCUUGGGUUUUUGUUUGCACAUGGUUGUGACAUUAUUCUACUUGAUUGUGUGAUAGGUUGAUUAGGGGUGACACUCAGCAUGGAGGAGAAGGUCGAAAACUAUUUGUACUUGCAAUUUAAGGAUCAUCUUAGAAGGGUGAAUCUUAACAAGCUCGAGGAGCAAAAGGAAUCUCCUGAGUUUGAACUAGUGGCAGAUUUUCUGGAGGAGAAACUCCCCUAUGGAAUGUGUGUUUUUUUGCAAGAUUCGAAUAAAUUGUACAUGGUUGGAGGAGAAAGGAUUCGGAAGAAUGAAAGAGCUGGAAGGUAUUGGUGGCGAGGAUUUCUCGAUGCUGCAAACGAACCUGACUCCUCUGGCCUCAGUUGUGAUGUUUUUGUGUUAGAUUCCUCCAACGGAAAAAUCUCUGCUGCUCCUGGUUUUCCAAAACCAAAAGGACCAAAGAUCAAUGCCAGAGCUUUGGCCACCAUGGGUGACAAGGUAUACGUAAUGAGUUUUCGGCCAUAUUACUAUCACGGUACGCUUCCAUCUCCGGCCUUUGAGUGCUAUGAUUCUGCAAAACAGUCAUGGGAGGAGCUGCCUGUGCCUCCAAAUUACUAUUGUUCGUCUUCUGCUGCUACUACUUAUGGGUUUCAUUUUGUGCUGGGCACAAAGAUUUAUUUGUGCACUCCUCAUGGCUUCUUUUGUUACAACGUGGAUCAAUCCCCACCUAAAUGGGAAUUCAUAGAAGAUGCAGAAUGGCAGUUUGAUCAGCUCCCCUCAUAUAAUUCAGAAGAGGAAAUGGAAGACAACAAGAUUGAGGACUACUCACUGCCUCUGAUACCGGCUUUGCCCUACCGUUCUAUAUGUUUUGCAGAACCCGGAAAAGGGGGCCUCGCCGUUGGCUAUACUGCUCAAGGAUUAGUGGGUUACUUCUUUGCGCCUAAUGGCAGCCUACUGUAUCAAGAGCCACUCAAUCAGUUGAACAGCAACUCUAAGCUUCCCUCCCCCAAUAGCUAUUUCUUUGGUGGAAAAGUUUGCUAUGUAGGUGAAAACAAAUUCUGUCUCAUUCUAUCUGGAGAAAUUGAUCAAACUUCAUGGUCGUGGUCGUUAGCUGUAGCAACUUUUGAUGUGAAAUGUAAAGCUAAUGUUCACAAUGGUGAAGGAGGAGGGAAACACUUCUACCAUGAUCUUCCUCUGUGUUAUCAUCAGUUUGACAAUAUUAAUUCGUGUUUUUCUAAUGCUUGCAAAUAUGAGAACAGCGAGUCUCCGAGGCUUUAUGAUUACCUUAAUCUCCAGGAUGCCUUCGUCAUAUCCUCCGAGCCUAAGAGCCAGCGUCACCACAACCACAAGCGCAAGCGGAUUAUGAUGGGUGUAGGUUUUCAGUUGGUGUGAAUUGUCUUUGGUUGGGAGGGGUAAUGUUUGGUUUUGAGCUCCUCCUGGUUAUGGUCCUCUCCAGUUAAGCAUAUAUUAUGGGCUGAUAUAAAUUGUCUAUGAAUAUCACUACGUUUUGCCACCGCCCGCCGGUGAUUGAUUGACAUGGAGAAACAGAUUGUACAAGACUUUUGGUACUAGGCAUAGAACUGUGGAAUGCAUGCCAAGUCAACUUUUUGCUUUGGAUAUUCAUUUGUCCAAAACUUUGAUAUGUAAUACUCUUAAAUACUAACCAGGUUCUUAAAGCCCCAUCUUAAUCAUGCCAUUUAUUUUCUCUUUUGUCUUUUAA
Messenger RNA from Rosa chinensis, 1903 nucleotides. RefSeq lists its product as uncharacterized. The record is from RefSeq and is a predicted model, not a curated record. The transcript is spliced from 2 exons. Gene Ontology annotation, molecular function: protein binding. Lineage: Eukaryota; Viridiplantae; Streptophyta; Magnoliopsida; Rosales; Rosaceae. Bases 286 to 1575 code for a protein of 429 amino acids.